Messenger RNA from Panonychus citri (citrus red mite), 859 nucleotides. It is a transcript of the gene Prosbeta3, whose product is annotated as proteasome subunit beta type-3-like. The transcript has 2 exons. NCBI's taxonomy places the organism in Eukaryota, Metazoa, Arthropoda, Arachnida, Trombidiformes, Tetranychidae. Gene Ontology annotation, cellular component: proteasome core complex; proteasome core complex, beta-subunit complex. Bases 88 to 705 code for a protein of 205 amino acids. Gene Ontology annotation, biological process: proteasome-mediated ubiquitin-dependent protein catabolic process. The record is from RefSeq and is a predicted model, not a curated record.
UUCAGCAUUUUCAUUUCCAAAAUCAAUUGUUUGUCACUUGAGAAAUUUAAUUUUGUUAAUUUGUCGGUGUUUAAUUAGAUUCUCAUAAUGUCUAUCGCUGAUUACAAUGGUGGGGCUAUUAUGGCCAUGGGUGGAAAGGAUUGUGUCGCUAUAAUUUGCGAUAAACAACUUGGAGCUCGAUUAACUACCAUUUCUGUGAAUCAUAGUAAAAUUUAUGAAAUUAAUCCUUACCUUUAUGUUUGUCUACCUGGACUUGCGACCGAUUCAUUGACUGUUUAUCAGCGAUUAAGAUUCCGUGUCAACAUGUAUGAACUUAAGGAAGGUCGAAAGGUUUCACCGAAAGUAUUGACCUCCAUGCUUUCAAACCUUUUGUAUGAACACCGAUUUGGUCAAUAUUUCAUCGGUGGUAUUGUUGUCGGAUUAAAUCCAAAGACUGGUGAAACAUUUAUGGCAAAUAUGGAUUGUAUUGGCGCUACCACUGAAUGUAAUGAUUUCGUUGUUGGUGGUCACUGUGAGGAACAGAUUUAUGGUGCUUGUGAAGCUCUUUAUCGCCCGAACAUGGAACCCGAUGAAUUAUUUGAAGUGACCUCACAAGCUUUUCUAUCGGCUUGUGAUAGAGACGCUGGAUCAGGUCAUGGAGCAUUUGUUUAUCUCAUCACCAAGAAUAAGGUUACAAUUAAAUCAUUGAAGACCAGGAUGGAUUAAUUUGCUUCAAUCGCCCUUUAUGGUGUCCAUAGGAUUUUUUUAUAUUCACCUCCAAUCCUUUCAAUAUCUUUGAUUAAAUGAUGGAUUAAAUUACUGUUCUAAUUUGGUUCAAAUUAAAAAUAUCUCAAGUAAAUAAACACUAAUUGAAUUCUAA